This is a messenger RNA of Rubroshorea leprosula, 1340 nucleotides long. The record is from the annotation of a GenBank genome assembly. NCBI's taxonomy places the organism in Eukaryota, Viridiplantae, Streptophyta, Magnoliopsida, Malvales, Dipterocarpaceae.
AAGCAUGAUAAAAAUCAUAUUUUGUUUGGUGGAACCAAAAUACUGCAACACACUGCAGAUAAGAGCUUUCCUCUAAAAACUCCUGAUGGUGGCUGCUUGGCCAUUGUUCUACGUACAGGGUUUGAAACAAGUCAAGGAAAGCUUAUGAGGACAAUUUUGUUUUCUACAUAGAGGGUUACUGCUAAUAGAAGGGAAAGUGGUUUGUUCAUUUUAUUUCUAGUUAUAUUUGCCAUAAUUGCUGCUGGUUACGUACUAAAAAAGGGACUAGAGGAUCCCACAAGGAGCAGAUAUAAGCUUUUCCUAAGUUGUUCACUCAUCAUUACUUCUGUGAUUCCCCCAAAGCUACCAAUGGAAUUAUCAAUAGCUGUUAAUACAUCUUUGAUUGCAUUGGCACGACGUGGAGUAUUUGUACAGAACCCUUUCGAAUCCCAUUUGCUGGAAAGGUUGAUAUAUGUUGUUUUGAUAAAACUGGGACACUGACAUCAAAUGACAUGGUAUGCCCCUAUUCAUAGAUAUGUGCUCACUAAUUUGUUGACAUGGUAGCUUUACAUUAUGGUACUAGUGGUGUGUUUACUGGCUUUGAUUGUCAUCUGCAAUUGAGCAUUCAUCUGUUUAAUGUUCCUCUCUGCAUUGGCGAUCCUUUUGAGAAAGCUGCACUAAAAGGAAUUGACUGGAGUUAUAAAUCUGAUGAGAAGGCAGUUCCGAAAAAGGGAGGUGGCAAUGCUGUACAGAUAGUUCAGAGGCACCAUUUUGCAUCCCACUUAAAAAGAAUGGCAGUUGUGGUUCGUAUCCAGGAGGAAUUUUUUGCAUUUGUAAAAGGUGCACCUGAGACCAUCCAAGAUAAACUUGCUAAUUUGCCUCCAUCAUAUGUUGAAACUUACAAGACAUAUACUCGUCAAGGGUCUCGUGUUCUAGCACUCGCUUUUAAGUCACUUCCGAAUAUGAUGGUAUUUAACUGUCCUAUAAGAGCAGAUUCUACCACUAUUCUGUUAGAAUUGAAGAAUUCAUCACAUGGUUUGGUGACGAUUAUUGGUGACCAAGCUUUGACAGCUUGCCAUGUUGCUAGCCAAGUUCAUAUUGUAUCAAAACCAGCAUUAAUUCUUGCUCCAGCUAGGGAUGGUGAAGGUUAUGAACGGAUGUCACCUGAUGAGACAGAAAGCAUUUGCUACAAGUCAAGUUUCUCUAAUUAUCAUUUGCUGAUUAAUAAAGAAAGUCUCUAAUUGAUCACAGGCUGUACUUUUUCUUUCCUUUGCUGCUUUUUUUUUUUAAUAGAUCAAGAAUCAAUGAGUUUGGUUUCUAAUGAACUUGCUCUCAUCAUGUUAUAAAAUUCUUUGCAUCUU